Molecule: messenger RNA, 1718 nt
Organism: Sesamum indicum (sesame)
Lineage: Eukaryota; Viridiplantae; Streptophyta; Magnoliopsida; Lamiales; Pedaliaceae
Source: RefSeq, a predicted model, not a curated record
CUAGGUUUGCUGCAUUUUCGAAUAGAAGAAUUCUAUAUUUUGCUUUUUUUUUCUUUUUUUCAAACCCAAGAUUAUAUUUGAACAGGAAAAUGAGGCAUGGUUAUUGUAUGAUUAUGAUCAUUUUAGGUAGAUAGAUCCAACGAGAAGCCCAAAUAGCCCAAAAUCUUGGAAUAGGGAGUGAAAGGAAUUGAAAUUGAUUUCCCCAAAUCUCCUCUGUUUUCCCUUCAAUGGAAAUGGUGAUGUUGUAGGUAGCAACUGCCAUCGCCAUGGACUACACCAGAUGGGCUGAAAUGCAGCAAUACCCUAACCCUAACCCUAACCCUAAUUCUGAUUUUUCUAUCAUACAGACCACCAAUUACCCCGCUAGUUACUCUUACAACACCAAUCCCGAUCCCUACCAACAGCCCAGCUUUGAUCCUCAUAAUCCAUCGUUUCUGCCUCAGCCUCAGCCUCAACCUCAACCUCAGCCUCGGCCACCGGGGGUUGACCCACCGUAUGGGCCGCCAUUGGGGGUUGACCCGCCGUAUGUGCCGCCAUUGGUAACAUAUGCGCAGCAACCAGUCAGCUUUGAGCAUCAGCAGGGUGCUGCUGCGGCGUCGUAUUAUCCGGACCCAAACGUGGCUUGGGCGGCUGCCGUCGCGCAGUUUGGGGUCGCUCCGUAUACCGCUGGUGUAAGUGCACCUAAUCCAGCAAUUCAGUCUCAUAGAAGAAAGACUUGGAAAAAAAUGCCCAGUAAGACAAAAGUGGUGCAAUCUGCUUGGUGUGAAGUAUGCAAGAUUGAUUGUAACAGCAAGGGUGUUCUCGACCAACAUAAAUUGGGGAAAAAGCACAAGAAAAAUCUUGAAAAAUUAAAAGGAGCCACAACAGUACCUGUCUCUGCCCCUGUGGCUGCUCCUCCUGCCACUGUAGCUACUUCACCAGCCAUUGUGGCUAUUCCUCCUGCCAUUGUAGCUACUUCACCAGCCAUUGUGGCUGCUGCUGCUGCUGCCACAGAGGCGGAUUCUACACCUUUGCCUCCCUCUGCUUUAGGUCCAGUGGAUAAACCAACCAUUGGACCAGAAGAGAAUCCCCACAAGUCCAGAACUUCCAGUUCUAAAAAAGCAAGGAAGAAGGCAGCUGCACGCACUGAGGAUUUGGAAACAAAGAGAAGGAAAGUCUUGGAAGGAGGAGCAGCAGCUGAUGGAGUACGCGCAUGCAGUAUUUGUAAUGUGGUUUGCAACAGUGACACUGUAUUCAAUUAUCACCUGGCUGGUCAAAGACAUGCUUUGAUGAUCAAGAAGCAAGCAUCCACAGCAGAAGUUGCUCCUGCCAUGUGAAAAUGGGUUGGUUAGUGGAGAUUGAGAUUGAACUUUACGUUCUGGUUUUCAUUUCUUCUCAGGCUUAGUUUCUGUCUAGAUUCUUUAGAAAUGAAAUUACUUGUACCUCCUGAGUGACUACAGUUACUUUAGGAUUUAUAACUUUAGGUUCAGGUUAAACUACAUUUUACCAAUUUGCUCCAAGUCUAUAGGCUAAUUUCACGAUGAAGAAUUAGCAUUAUGCGAGGAUGCAUGGGGCCCUUGUUUCUCAGGUUGCAGUUCUUACGGUGUUUUUUGGCCCAGAUGCUGGAUUGUUCUUAGGCUUCAGAUGCCCUCCUAAGAUGGGGAGCCGAUAGUGGUUAUGAUUGCCCCAUGACUAGGAUCUUUAAAGAAUUUGUAUAUAGAUUCUCUCUUUCUUCCACA